AUGUUCUCCGUUCGUAGCUUCGUCGCUCUCUUCUGCGUCCUUAUCUUGGCCUUCUCUGCCGUCAACGCGGCACCAAACCGCGUCCUCAUGCGCUUCGGAAAGCGCGGAGGUAACAGCGAGGGCAACUUGGGUUACCGUUACGUCCCAGCCGCCGCACCAGCCAUCGCUGAGUACAUCGAUGUUGACGAUGUCCUCGGUGGUCAAGACCGUUUCUAA
Molecule: messenger RNA, 216 nt
Organism: Caenorhabditis briggsae
Lineage: Eukaryota; Metazoa; Nematoda; Chromadorea; Rhabditida; Rhabditidae
Gene: Cbr-flp-28
Product: Protein CBR-FLP-28
Exons: 3
Coding region: 1-216 (71 amino acids)
Source: RefSeq, a predicted model, not a curated record